AUGGAGCCGGGGCUGCUGCGGCCGGCGCCGGUGAGCGAGGUCAUCGUCCUGCACUACAACUACACCGGCAAGCUCCGCGGCGCCCGCUACCAGCCCGGCGCGGGCCUGCGCGCCGACGCCGCCGUGUGCCUGGCAGUGUGCGCGCUCAUCGUGCUGGAGAACCUGGCCGUGCUGUUUGUGCUAGGGCGCCACCCGCGCUUUCAUGCGCCCAUGUUCCUGCUCCUGGGCAGCCUCACAUUGUCUGACCUCCUGGCGGGCGCUGCCUACGCAGCUAACAUCCUGCUCUCCGGGCCGCUCACGCUGCGGCUGUCGCCCACGCUCUGGUUCGUGCGAGAGGGUGGCGUCUUUGUGGCGUUAGCCGCAUCGGUGCUGAGCCUCCUGGCCGUCGCGCUCGAGCGCUGUCUCACCAUGGCGCGCCGGCGACCCGCGCCAGCAGCCCGGCGAAGACGCACGCUGGCGCUGGCGGCCGCCGCCUGGGGCUUGUCGCUGCUCAUCGGGCUACUCCCGGCGAUGGGCUGGAAUUGCCUCGGCCGCCUCAACGCCUGCUCCACCGUCCUGCCACUCUACGCCAAGGCCUACGUGCUCUUCUGCGUGCUCGCCUUCCUCGGCACCAUGGCUGCCAUCUGUGCGCUCUACUCGCGCAUCUACUGCCAGGUGCGCAGCAACGCGCAGCGCCUUGGGGAGCGCGCGGGUACCGCUGGGGUCUCCUCCAGAGCGGCGCGCCGCACGCAGCGCUCGCUGGCGCUCCUGCGCACUCUCAGCAUAGUGUUCCUGGCCUUUGUCGCGUGUUGGGGCCCCCUCUUCCUGCUGCUCUUGCUCGACGUGGCGUGCCCGGCGCGCGCCUGCCCAGUGCUCCUGCAGGCCGACCCCUUCCUUGGUCUGGCCAUGGCUAACUCUCUUCUCAAUCCCAUCAUCUACACGCUCACCAACCGCGACCUGCGCCACGCGCUCCUGCGCCUCAUCUGCUGCGGCCGCCGCCCCUGUGGCCGAGGCCCCGGAGCCUCCCGGCGACCCGGGAGCGCCGCUGGGGCUUUGGAUGGCCUGCACCGCUGGCUGCCCCCCAGCCUGGAUGGCAGCUCCAGCCGCUCUGAGCACUCCUUGCCCCAGCGGGACGGGCUGGACAUCAGCUGCUCCACCGGUGCACCCACAGCCGCAGGGACCCUGGUACCCACACCAGCCACAGAAUGA
Miniopterus natalensis is the source of this 1188-nucleotide messenger RNA. It is a transcript of the gene S1PR5, whose product is annotated as sphingosine-1-phosphate receptor 5. Gene Ontology annotation, molecular function: sphingosine-1-phosphate receptor activity. Gene Ontology annotation, cellular component: membrane. NCBI's taxonomy places the organism in Eukaryota, Metazoa, Chordata, Mammalia, Chiroptera, Miniopteridae. The record is from RefSeq and is a predicted model, not a curated record. Gene Ontology annotation, biological process: G protein-coupled receptor signaling pathway.